AUGGUGGCGGCGCUGCUGGGCCAGCCAGCGGCGGUUCUGUCGGAGAGGCAGGCGCCGCGGCUCACGACGCUGCUGGUGAACUUGACGGUGGAGCGGAGCCUGUGGCUGGUGCGCGUCAUGCUGGGCGUCGAUGCCACCGUGGCCGACCUCGCGCGCGCCGCCGUCGCCGCCAACAUCGCUGAGGGACGCAGGCCGCCGCUCCACACCGACGCCAAUGAGGUCGACGCGACCGCACGGUUCGAGCUGCAUCUCUCAAAGUAUUCCCUCGACGCGCUGAACCUUGACGAGAAUGUGCUGGAUCUGGGGUCUCGCAACUUCUUCUCUGCGCCAGAAUAUUCUGAAUGGAUUAUCUAUACAGGGCCAGUUCAACUGAAGUUUGACCCGUUUGUAUUGCUAAUGAACUGUGAUUCUGUUUUAAAUGAUAAGGCUGGUUUGACACCAGGUGGUGCGGAGGUUGUUGCUGAGAUGGCUGCGAUUUGA
Messenger RNA from Lolium rigidum, 480 nucleotides. RefSeq lists its product as uncharacterized. Bases 1 to 480 code for a protein of 159 amino acids. Lineage: Eukaryota; Viridiplantae; Streptophyta; Magnoliopsida; Poales; Poaceae. The transcript is spliced from 5 exons. The record is from RefSeq and is a predicted model, not a curated record.